AUGUCUGACAUGAUUGAUAUUGAUGCUGAAGAAACCAGUCAAUUGGGAAAGACUUUUAAAAGUGAUAUGACAGAUCUGAAAGGAACUCGUGCUCUGGAAAGAAUCAUUGAGGAAGGUAAAAGACAAAUCCAAACAAUAUUUACUUACAAGACAGCAAUAGGUAAACUUAUCCAAGUUAGAGGUGAUGCUGAUAACAAGAAGGAAUUAUACAAACAAAACUUGACUAUUUUGGGUCCAAACAUUCAAAUUAUGAGAGAUUUGUUCCAAUUCAAUGAUGUCAUGAGAGAACAUGUUGUUGCCUUUGUGAAGGGAUUUUGCAAAGAUAAUGCUUCACCAAGUGCUGAUGAAGCAAAGGCUUUGAUUGAUGUUCUUGAUGUUGUUAUUAUUUUGGAUUAUUUGAAAACUUGGCAAGCAGGUUUAAAUAACGAUUUUGCCAUGUAUCGUAGAGCCAUUCAACACGUUAAAAAAGAUUACAAUAUGAGUGAAGAUGAAACAUUACGUCACUUCCUUGUCAAUCCACAUAAUAUUAAUAAGGCUUUGAAAACAUCUUUCACUGAAGAUGCUGAUGGAUAUGAAAAAGUUCUUUCAUAUUUGGCAAAUGAAUGUAAUAAUAGACAUGAAAAGGAAGAAAAGAAUGAAAAAUAUGUGAGAGUUGCUGUUUGUUGUGUCUUUUUAUUCGAUCAACUCAUUUCAGAUGCUAACAAGUUUGCAAAUAUGAAGAAGAAUAUGAAAUUCCACAAGAUUAACAAAUUAUUCGAAACUAAUCCUAAAGUAGCUCUUCACAACGAUCUGCCUCUCAACGUUCCAAAUUAUUUGAAGAGUUGUCCUAAUUUCACGAAGAACGCAGAUUGUGAUAAGGGAGUCUGUACAAUUUUGUAAAAAGUGUACACUAAUAAACAUUCUAGAAAUUAUUU
Naegleria gruberi is the source of this 914-nucleotide messenger RNA. RefSeq names its product component of scar regulatory complex. Lineage: Eukaryota; Heterolobosea; Eutetramitea; Acrasida; Naegleriidae. The record is from RefSeq and is a predicted model, not a curated record. The transcript is spliced from 2 exons. Gene Ontology annotation, cellular component: SCAR complex. Gene Ontology annotation, molecular function: RNA 7-methylguanosine cap binding; small GTPase binding. The coding region runs from base 1 to 879 and encodes 292 amino acids. Gene Ontology annotation, biological process: regulation of translation; regulation of actin filament polymerization; cell morphogenesis.